Messenger RNA from Paramecium sonneborni, 719 nucleotides. Lineage: Eukaryota; Ciliophora; Oligohymenophorea; Peniculida; Parameciidae. The record is from the annotation of a GenBank genome assembly.
AUGAAAAAAAAUCAAAUAUUUACUAAAAGUAUAAAUAUCAUACGAGAUCAUAAGUAUGAGUACAGACCUUCUUAACAAUCAGCAUCAAAAUCUUAAUAAGAAUCAGAUGAGGAGAAUGAAAAAAUGUACUCAUCCUAAAUUAUGAAAAAGGAUAUCAGAAAAAAAAUUAUUAAAAUUGAGAAUCAUAAUCAAUAAGGAAAUGUAUAAACUCAUCAUCAAUAACCGAAAAAGAAACAGAUUUUAAAUAUUAGCAAAGGGGGUAUGUUGAUAUAAUGAAUAAUAUAUUAGAAACAAAAUAACAACAUUAAUAAUAGCCAAAACGAGAAGGAUCUUUUCCAAUAUUUAUUAGAAAUUUAAAAGAAGGAUUCACAUCAAAUGAAUUAAAAUAAAUAAUCGAUGAUGAUUCUAACAUUUUAGGAAUCUAAGUAAAAUUAGUUAGUAAUUUAGAUUAACAAUAAAUAAGCUACUGUAACAUUUUCUAACUAAUACUCUGCUGAUAAAGCAAUAGGUAUUUUUAUUAAAUUUAAUAUUCUUAGAAUGCAUUAAUAAUUACAAAGAAAAAGGCUAUCAAAUGAGUGCUGUGGCAAAUUAUCAACAAUCCAGUAAAGUCAUCGUUUUAGGGUAAUUCCAAUAAGGAAGAGGAUUGAAAGAAGAUGGAAGAUUAAGAAUGGAUACCAAAGAAUCAAUAUUUGAUAGAAUUCAAACCAAGUAGCAAUGAG